Messenger RNA from Porites evermanni, 6665 nucleotides. The record is from the annotation of a GenBank genome assembly. Lineage: Eukaryota; Metazoa; Cnidaria; Anthozoa; Scleractinia; Poritidae.
AUGGCCACAAAAGACAAAAUUGGAAGAUCCAUUAUUGCGUCUUUCGUAGCUGCCCUUGGAUCGAUUAGCUUUGGUUAUUGCAUGGCAUACUCCUCAUCUGCAUUGGUGGAUUUGACAAGUUCCGACACACAUUCUGCUGUUCGUUUGACUGGUGUACAGGGAUCCUGGUUUUCCGUGAGUAAAUCUUUGAAUUGUCUUUAGCAAACGAGCAGUAAUAUUGCAUAAGAUUAUAAUAACAGCUUUGUGAAAUCUGCCUGUAUUUAUGACUCAGAGAGUUAAAGAAUACUAAACACAGGGGCACCCAACGGCAAUUUUCGGAAAAAUAUCUGUUCGGAAGACGAUUUGAGAUCUAGAAUUUUCGGAGCAUUUGUUGUAAAAUUUCUUGCUUGCCUGCCUCUCCUAGGAUUUUCGAACAUCUACAAAAUGGUAUAAUUACCCAUUUUUAACGGAUUUUGACCCUAAAAAAGGCCACCUAGAAUUUUCGGGAGCCUUUUCCUGGCUGAAGUUUUCGAGAAGGUAAGUUUUUAUCCCUAUAAUUUUCGGAUCACUAGACUUUCAGCUAGGAAAUCCGAACAGAUGAAAGGUUUUUAGGGGAUAAAAAUAUGCCUAUAUCUACCGUUUGAAUACUAAAAUACGUUCAACAAUGUUAUGUUAAGUGGUUUUGAACUAUAUCCUCGUUUGGUGCCCCUGUAAACAGCAAGUUGAAAACCGUAAUAUUUAUCAUGAAAAAAAAAAAGGAGAAAAAUUUUGUUUUCUUUAUUGCAGGCACGGUCUUUUAUCUUUACGGGAGAGUUGAUAGCGCGCCUGAGGCUAUUCAAAUCUUCUAAAUUAAUCGGAUGUGAGGUCCCAAGCGUGCGCAUCGGUGGUUUUUUUCAUUAAAUUCAAAAAAUUUUAAAAAAUUCAUUAAAUUAGCGCCAGGGAAUACAAAGCGCGCCCUUAGAUUUACCAAAGAAAAAAACUAUACUACAUUCUAGUGGCUAUGUUUCAUGAAUUUACCUGACACUGUUUUUGCAUGCAGUAUUUGAUUUCCAUUUCUGCCCAAUUUAUCAUUGUUCUCACUUAGACAAAACAUAAAGCAUGAAAAUAAUACAAAGUCUUGUCCGAUCAAGAUCGAAGGCAUACUGCAGCUGAUUAGUUUAUAGUUGUGAUGUUGACCUGAAAUUCCUUUGAGUCGUUCGUAGACUGAUGGCAUGGAACGAUUAAAUUUAAAACUAUUUUAAGCUAAUACGGCUGUGCACAAUUUCCUGGUCAAGCAAAUUUUCUCUUUGUGGAAAACACGAGUACACACCAAAUAGUUCCGAAAAUCUCACUGGGUUUAAUGUUCACAAUCCUUAGUCCUCAAGGUAAUAACGACACCAAACAACAAAGUUUUUUCUGCGAACUCGAUCAGUUUUUUCUUUUCCGAACCACGAGGUCUGUAAAAGUACUACUCAAAACGAGGUUUGAUAAACAUGACUUCAUGUAACAGUCACGAAUGUUCAAACAGUCUCAACAUCUUUGCAUCGGUCGCCGGAGUACCACGGGUUUGGCAACGCAUUGACGGUUAAUUGUUUUACACUUUCAGCCAAAAACCAUUUGUUUGCAAUCGGCCAUUUCCGCCGAGCUCCAAAAACUCUCACUUUCAAUACGAGGCUAAGUGCAAAACCUUUCUUGCGAAAAUAAUUUUUUUUGCAUUGGAAUAAAAAGUCUCGCUGCUCGAGCCACACGCUUGGCUUAGCGAGAACGUACCAGGAGCCACUUUUUACAUCUUCGUCUUUACUUCUUCAUUCUUGCUUUUUUAUCCUCUAUUAAUUCUUACUAACAGCCCUAACUCUUACUCAACUCCAACUCCUACUCACUAACAAGCCUAAUAGUAGCCGUUUAAAUAUAGACAAUUUUGGACAUAUUUAGGUAGUCUGACAGGUGAGAAUACAAAGCAAGGCGAACUCGGUGGGGUUUAUCUUUUGAUGUGACUGAACCUACACAGCUGUGAUUAAAAAGUAGCAACAAACCAAUGAAAAACUAAAAACCCUGAAACCAAACCCAAACAGGAACUUAAAGGGGCACAAUAAACCAAGGUCGGCUUUGGACCUCCCAAACACGAACAUCUUUGUAAAACUCACAUCUGGUUAUGCCAAGACAAGAAUAUUCCAAAAAUGGAAAUUAAACUGCGAGCUAAGCAUAAACUCAAGCAAUAGUAAAAUCAAAAGAUCAAACAGGCCGGGAAAACACCCAUGUGGACAAAAUCCAGACUAACCUUGGCCUACUUCAGCAAUGAAACAAACACAAACUUAACAGAAAAGAUAUAAUACGUUAGCUCGUUAUGUUAAACUGAGUAACUUUCAAAAUACUUUGAAACAAUAUAUAUCUUGCAGCACCUUCAGCCCUCACUUUCAAGUUGAAUUUCUGAUGAACUCCACUGCCGAGUGCCGGUACUGUUUCAAAGGGACUGAUUUUGCCUUUAGGAGUUUAUAUGUCCUGGAGUAGGACAUCACUUAAGCCAAAAACUAGGAUCAACGAUGCGGAAACAUUAAAUGGGACGUUAAACUUGGUGUCGGAAGUUGAUAGUAGGGAUUUCCUUUAUGUAGUCUAUUAAAUGAAAUGGUUAACGUGUGAGUUAUGGACGCACUCAGGAGGUUGCUAAACACGAAAGAAGCGUAAGAGCGUAAGAGCAACUUAAGCUUCUUGAGUGCGGGCAAAAGUAAAACCUUCCAUUAAGUGCAUGCGUAAGACGAUGGUUGUACUGCUGCAACGUUUACCAUUUUUUAUAACAUAAUAAAUAAAGAAGAACUUUUAAUUUUGUUCACAGAUAACAGGGAAAUGAUAUUUAGUGUUGGUGUUAUGCAAUCUGCUCGCGCUUUGGCGAGUACAUGAAAUCAUUCUUUGCAAAGUCUUUUCUUUUAAAAACUGAGCUUUUUGCUGAAUAAGUAGUAGUGGUAGUUCUGCGUAUCAAUCUGGAUUUUUAAGCCUUGUCACGCUGCUAUCUUUAACGUUUUUUGUCAGCUUUCUCUCAGUCGUGAGACAAAUGCCUUUACAAACUAUGAGAAAGAAACAAUAUGAAUAUACUCGUGUAGACGUGACCCUUACGGCUUUGAACAGGCGCUAGUUAAAUGGGUAAUUAGCCAAUCAGAGCGCGGUCGUUACUUUUGUUAUGUUGUUACUUGGCAUACAGUAAAUCAUUAUGAUAUGCUUAUUCAGCUGGAUAUGGUCUACAAAAACGCUGAUUUUGUCUUACAGGGUAGAAGCGAGGAAGGGAGCUAGCUCAAAUAAAUUUUAUAACGCAAAGUUAAAAACUUUAUCUUUAAUACCAAUCAAGUAAUGAUGAAACUUCUUAAGUAUGCAGUGAACAAUACCGGGUAUUAAUACAGUUGUACUUACUAUAUUAAGAAAUCAAUUUACCAGAGGGCUCUUUAUUCUUGCUAAAGUUUAUUUCACAAGCCCUUAGAAUAUUCAAAUCUCCUUUCCUUUUUUUUCUUUUUGCAGUCUUUGGUGGCAGUCGGUGCUGUUUUUGGGUGUCCCAUAGGUGGAUGGGCGAUUGAUAAGUUUGGUCGCAAGAGGACCUUACUCUUCUGUUCUGUUCCCUUUGAACUUGGAUGGCUUCUGAUAAGCUUUGCACAGAAUCGGGCUAUGUUGUACGCUGGUCGCAUCACUACAGGCUUGGCUUGUGGCAUUGUUUCAGUUGCGGCUCCAGUAAGUUUUUUAAACAAGUUAUAAAGAAAAAGGAAAUGUGAAAAUUCAAAGAAGUGGGAAAAUAUGUUGUACUAUUUAUUAUUCUGCAAAUGAACUAAGAGUGUAAAUUGAAGCUUUCUUAAAAGCUUCGAUCCGCUAGGAAUUCUGGCGUAGGUUUCUUUUUGUGGGAAAAGUUACAUUUUGAGAAUUUAAAUUGGGGAUCCUAACUGUGAAUUUCUGUUGUCCUAAAGGUAUACAUCGCCGAGAUUGCACACCCACGGACUCGUGGCAUGCUGGGUUCUAUUAGUACACUGGCCAUCGUUACUGGCCUUGUGAUGUCCUUUGUAGCAGGCGUCUUUUGUCAUUGGAAAUUGCUGGCUCUUAUCGGUGGAGUCCCUCCAGCCCUCCUCGUUAUAUUUUUGUACUUUAUGCCAGAGACUCCGAUAUGGUUAUUAAGAAAGAAACACAGAAAAGAAGCAUUAGACUCGCUUGUAUGGCUACGGGGCUCUAACAUCGACACCGACAUCGAGAAAGAGGGUUUAAAAGUUGCGGUGAUAAUUGGUAAGAGGUUGCAUUUUUCUGCUUAUAUACUGUUAAUGACAAGCCUCAGUCUCAGCUAAAAAUACCUGGGACACUUCCACUGUACGCUGUAUAUUUCCUUCUUGUCCGUCUACUCUCCCUUCCUGUGUUGUUUAUCGCAGUUAACUCACCAAAUCUUGCAGGUCUGGAUCCAGGAUAAAUACUGACCAAUUUCCUAAAUGAGCGCCGAUGGCACAAAUUCCAAGGGGGUCCGGGGGCAUGCUCGUCCGGGAAAUUUCUUGGAUUUUAACUCCCUAAAGUCCUCUUUCUUGGAUUUCUAAGUCAUUAAGAAAGGAUAUUGGCCACUUCAUUCUCCUCGGAUGAAGCCUUUCAAAUCGGCUGAUUAUUUCAUCAAGGUCAAUUUCCAUAUUGUAGAGGAUACGAAGCAAGGAGAGUACAAACCAUUUUCCAGAUAUUUAUUGUGAAAAAUCUGACCGAUUUCCGUAAAACGAUGGAAACCGGUGUGGAUCCGCGCCUGCCUUGUGCACUAACAAUGAAAGGGCGAGAAGACAAUCAAGUGUCCCAACAAUUUUGAUUGGGACUGCAGGUCAAGCCAACCCCCAUAGAUUGGAAUAAUAAAUCCAUAUUGUUUGAAAUUUGAAUCCCGCGUCAGUCGUUGUCACUAGUGUGAAGCCUGUGUAGCCUCAGAAAACAGCUCGUAUCUUACGUCGCCAUCACUGGUUUCCCCACGAAACGACGUCUGAAGAACUGGCGCAGAAAUUCCAUACUGUUGACGUGCCACUACCCAGACCUGGGUGCUGCUUCUGAUUGGUCGUGCUGCGAGGGAAGUUUGCAUUAUUCCAAACAGAAGUAGCACCAAGAUCUGGGUAGUGACACGUCAUCAGUAUGGAAUUUCUGAGCUGAAUUCCACAGACUUCAUUUUGGAGGGAAACCAGUGGACGGCAUCGUCGCCACUGUUGGCUGUUUUCUCAGGAUAGCGGUACUGGUAUGAAAUUCAAUCUAAAUUCCAGAACAACAAUAACUUCUCUAGUUAUUCGGUCAGACUCAAAACACUCCUUCACACUUGGACUGGAUUAAGCUCCUAGUCUUCCUAUGAAGGCAAUUAUUAAAAAAUAAAGCUGUGUUGAAAGAAUUUUAAAAAAAUGUUUUUACUUAACCUCGCUUGUAAACUCAUGUAUUUUAAUUGCAUGGCUCAAGAAUUAUAAUAUUGCUAAUGACUAACGAUUCAAUUUUCAAAUACUGAAUGGAUUCAUUAACAGAAUCUAUAGGGGAACGAUGAAUAACACGAAAAUCAGAAAAUAAAAAUCCAUCUAUCUUUAAAGAAAAGACAAGACGGCAUUCCUUUUUUGGCAGCAUUUUGUACCUAAUUGCCUUACUGCCUCAAGGGCUGGUCAAAAGAAAUGGACAAAAAAAUGAAACAAAAGGUGGCUAAGAAUCCCGGAGGCAAUUCAGUUGGCUAUUCUACAAAAACUCCGGGCCUCAAAAUUACAAGUCCAGCGCUCUAACCGCUCGGCCAGUCCGCACUUCUCCAAAGGUUUAAGGGAAGAAAAAUGUAUUUAACUCAUGUUAAGCUACUGUGCGCAUGUCCAACUACUGUGCGCUAUUCUUUUGAGGUCAGAAUUUGCUGAAGGAAGUAAACAUUGUUGUUUUCAUUUGAUUUUUUUAUGUCUUUAUUUUAUCUUGCAGGUCAUGAGGAAAAGCUUUCAUUGCCUGAUUGGUUAUCACCUGUGAUAACAAAGCCCUUGAUAAUCAGCGUUGGAUUAAUGAUUUUCCAACAGCUAUCUGGAAUCACUGCUGUGGUAUUUAAUGCUGCUAGUAUCUUUGCAAUUGCAGGCUUUACAGACAGCAAACUUGUCAGCAUUUCAGUUAGUUUGGUCCAGUUUUUAGGCACCAGUUUGGCAUGCUUAGUGAUUGACAAGACGGGACGACGAGUCCUCUUGUUAACAAUGUCAAUUGCUAUGUCCUGUACUCUUUUUGGCCUUGGCGCGUAUUUUGAAAUCUGCAUACCACCGAUGGGUGCAAAUUCGUCUUAUCACGUAGCCCUCUUGUUGGGUACCAUCAGCCAUUCAGUCCCCUCAUCAAAGAUAAACUGGCUUGCCAUCGUCUGUAUAGUUUUGUUCAACCUGUUUUUUGCUUUCGCUUGGGGUCCCGUACCGUGGCUUGUCAUGUCAGAGAUAUUUCCCCCGCGAGCUCGAGGCCCUUGCUCCAGUCUUGCAACUAUUGCGAACUGGCUGGCAGUAUUUAUUGUUACCAAGACAUAUAACACCAUGCAGACGUCAAUGAGCAUUCAGGGAACAUAUUGGUUCUUCGGGGGAUGCUCUAUGCUUGGAUUUAUUUUUGUUUACAUGGUUAUGCCGGAAACUAAAGGGAAAACUUUAACAGAAAUCGAGGCUAUUUUUGACCAAAGACAAAUCGGAAUGUCAGAUAAACGGAUCAGUAUUCAAGACAGUCUUACAAUUUACAAAAGCAUUGAUUAA